AACACUUCAUUAUAUUUUGUUAUAUAUUAUUUAGUAUUUAAAUUUGAGUGAACAAAAUCUCCAAUUUUAUACUUACCGGCGAAAAUUGUAUGAGAUGGAUAAAUAUGAGAAUAUUGAGAUAGUAGGUGAGGGUAGUUAUGGACUCGUAAUGAAAUGCAAGCAUCGUGAAACCGGGCAAAUAGUAGCGAUAAAAAAGAUCUUGGAGACGGAAGAGGAUGUGCAGGUGCGAAAAAUGGCAAUUCGCGAAAUAAUGAUGUUAAAGAAAUUACGUCAUGAGAAUCUUGUGAGCAUGAUCGAGGUCUUCCGUCGAAGGAAACGACUUUAUCUCGUCUUCGAAUAUCUUGAUCAUACCGUGCUCGAUGAGUUGGAGGAUGCUGGGGGUGGUCUUGACUGGGAAAGAUCGAGACAACAUAUUUUUCAAAUACUGCGCGGUUUGGACUUUUGUCACAAUCAUAAAAUCAUGCAUCGCGACGUAAAGCCCGAGAACGUGCUGGUGUCACCGAACGGCGUCAUCAAACUCUGCGACUUCGGCUUUGCGCGCUACAUCACCGGACCUAAUGAAUCUUGCACCGAUUAUGUGGCGACGAGGUGGUACCGUGCUCCGGAACUCCUCCUCGGUGAUACCAGAUACGGUAGAGAAAUCGACGUCUGGGCGGCCGGCUGUAUUUACGCUGAGAUGAUCACCGGCCAACCUAUCUUUCCCGGCGAUAGCGAGGUCGAUCAGCUGUACCGCAUCACGAAGGUCUUUGGUCCUCUUUACGGGAAACAACCAACGAGCGGUCGUAUAUCAUUCCUACUUCGGCGUGCAAAACCCGAUGAGGUGCAGGGCUUACCAAGAUCCGCGACAGUGGCUCUCCGAGAUCUCUUUCCCACAUGGAGUCCGGUAUCGAUCGAUUUCUUGGCACAGUGUCUGCGUACGAAUCCUGAUACCAGGCCAAAGUGCUUCGCGUUGCUGCAGCAUUCGUUUUUCUCGCAGGAUGGUUUCGCCGACAAAUUCCUUGACGAGCUGCAGCGACUCGUCGCGAAAGAAUCCGCAAUGAAUCCGCUCGCGGCUGAGAAAACGGAAAGAUCUUCCAGAAUUUGUCGCAGCAGCACCGGAAAAUGGCAGAUGACGCUACUCGAGGAAAGGAGAGCAACAAAUAGUAUCAAGAAACUGGAAGCUGCAAAGAACAACAAUUCGCGAGAAGAUCGAGUUGAUCGACCGCUGCAAAUAAAUCGGUCGCGUGAAUUGCGUCACUUCGGACCCGUCUCGGUAAUACCAAACACUACGUAUAUUCGUCGGUUGGAGCACAAAGGGCUUCUGAUCCCUGAAUCGAAAGGCUGUAUCUUACCGACUCUGACAUCGAAAACGAAUGCAAAGAGAAAAAAACUCGAUCUCCCUGGCGUGAAAAAUCGUUGAGAGGCUACUAAAAUUUUUUUUUUCUUGUUUAACAUUGACAUAUUAAGAAAAGAGUAUGAGAAAUCUGUACAGAGAAACUUUAUGGA
Molecule: messenger RNA, 1485 nt
Organism: Cataglyphis hispanica
Lineage: Eukaryota; Metazoa; Arthropoda; Insecta; Hymenoptera; Formicidae
Product: cyclin-dependent kinase-like 4
Exons: 5
Coding region: 95-1399 (434 amino acids)
Biological process (GO): protein phosphorylation
Cellular component (GO): nucleus
Molecular function (GO): ATP binding; cyclin-dependent protein serine/threonine kinase activity
Source: RefSeq, a predicted model, not a curated record